AUGGCUAGUUAUUCAAGAGUUUCAACUGUGUUGCUAAUUGUAGUUCUUGUGGGUAGUUUACUCAUGGUUGUCACGGCUGGUGACUUCUACGAAGAUUUUGACACCCCUUGGGGCGAUGAUCGUGCUCAGAUACUCAACAAUGGGGAGCUUCUUUCUCUCUCCCUCGACCAGUUCUCCGGCUCGGGCACACAAUCCCGAAAUAAGUAUCUGUUUGCAAAGAUAGAUAUGCAUCUCAAACUUGUCUCCGGAAACUCUGCCGGCACCGUCACCGCUUUUUAUGUAAGUUACACAAGCAUUCCUUUCUUUGUGUUCUAUACAUGUAAGGGUGAUAAUCAAAUUAUGUCCUUUUCUGUGGAUGGCACACCCAUUAGAGAGUUCAAGAAUGCCGAGUCAAUUGGUGUUCCAUACCCAAGUAACCAACCAAUGAGGAUAUACACCACCCUAUGGAACUCUGAUGACUGGGCCACGCAGGGUGGUCGGGUCAAGACAGAUUGGACCCAGGCUCCAUUCAAUGCUUCAUUCACGAAUUACACCCUUAAUGCCUGUGUUUGGUCUUCGGGUUCAUCAUCUUGUAGUUCAAUUUCUUCAUCUUCAACCUCAAGCAAUGGUGCUUGGCUCUCAGAAGAGUUGGAUACCACAAGCCAAGGGAGGUUGAAGUGGGUGCAGGAGAAUUGGAUGAUCUAUGAUUAUUGCAAAGACCCAGAGAGCUUUUCUGUGGAUGGCACACCCAUUAGAGAGUUCAAGAAUGCCGAGUCAAUUGGUGUUCCAUACCCAAGUAACCAACCAAUGAGGAUAUACACCACCCUAUGGAACUCUGAUGACUGGGCCACGCAGGGUGGUCGGGUCAAGACAGAUUGGACCCAGGCUCCAUUCAAUGCUUCAUUCACGAAUUACACCCUUAAUGCCUGUGUUUGGUCUUCGGGUUCAUCAUCUUGUAGUUCAAUUUCUUCAUCUUCAACCUCAAGCAAUGGUGCUUGGCUCUCAGAAGAGUUGGAUACCACAAGCCAAGGGAGGUUGAAGUGGGUGCAGGAGAAUUGGAUGAUCUAUGAUUAUUGCAAAGACCCAGAGAGGUUUAUUCAUGGGGAACCUGCAGAAUGCAGCCUAUCUUAA
Messenger RNA from Ilex paraguariensis (yerba mate), 1110 nucleotides. The record is from the annotation of a GenBank genome assembly. Lineage: Eukaryota; Viridiplantae; Streptophyta; Magnoliopsida; Aquifoliales; Aquifoliaceae.